AUGCCGACAGCAGCAGACUCUGAUCUCAACUGUGCUGGUACUCAACCGGUGAUAUUGACCAGGCGACUACUCAUCCGCCUCAACACCACGGCCGACGCCGCGGCCAUGGCCCGUGGCGCGAACAAUCUCAAGAUCGCAGCAAACAUGCGCAACACGUUUCCCUCGCCUUACCUUCUCGAACACGCCGAGGGCUGGCUCGCUCUCUGCGCCAAGGACACUGGCACCAGCUUUGCUAUUUGCCAAGCGGACGACGGUGCUUACAUCGGCAACAUUGGCCUUACUCGCAACAAUGACGUGCAGUAUCGCACAUGGGAUGUGGGCUACUGGAUUGCGGAAGACCACUGGGGAAAGGGAUAUGCCAGUGAGGCCGUACAGGCAUUUCAAAAGUUCUGUUUCCAGAGCGAUUCAUCUGUACUGAGAUUGGAAGCCUCCGUAUACAGCUCCAACGUUGCUAGCCGAAAGGUUCUUGAGAAGGCAGGCUGGACUUACGAGGACAUGAAGUGUCGUUUGAUUCUUCUUGAAGCUCUGUGGUGGAACUAA
This is a messenger RNA of Colletotrichum karsti, 540 nucleotides long. RefSeq names its product gcn5-related n-acetyltransferase. Bases 1 to 540 code for a protein of 179 amino acids. The record is from RefSeq and is a predicted model, not a curated record. The transcript has 2 exons. Lineage: Eukaryota; Fungi; Ascomycota; Sordariomycetes; Glomerellales; Glomerellaceae. Gene Ontology annotation, molecular function: acyltransferase activity, transferring groups other than amino-acyl groups.